AUGGUUUUCCUCGGGUUUAUUGCUGGGCCUGUAUUCGACAAAGGCCACUUAACCCUCCUCCUCAGGACGGGUUCUAUUCUAAUUCUUGCCGGGACAAUCAUGCAGGGGCUGUCUUCCGAGUACUGGCAUCUGUUUCUUUCCCAAGGAAUUUGCAUAGGAACUGGAAUGGGUCUCCUAGCUGUCCCGAGCGUCGCCAUACCAUCGGCAUGGUUUACCACGACCAAGCUCUUUCUAGCAAAUGGCAUCGUCGUGAGCGCCAGUGGCUUCGGAGGAGUCGUCUAUCCUAUUAUGAUUCGCUCUCUCAUCCCCAUCAUUGGCUUCAAGUAUACAAGUUUGAGCGUGGCAUUAGUCAUCCUCCUCACCCUGGGCGUAUCGAACAUUAUACUACAUCAGCCUACGGCCCCGAAAGCGAAACGUGCGUUCUUUGAAAAGUCUGCUUUAAAAGAUGCGCCAUAUGUUUUAUUCGUUCUUGGAUGUAUGCUCUCGUUCCUGGGUAUAUACACAACUUUCUUCUACCUAGCUAGCUACGCUGUCCAUGAAGGAAUCACUACUAAGACCACUGCAUCGUACUUUCCGAAGCAGGCCACUGACAUGUACUUAGUACUUAACGGAGCCUCGAUUUUUGGUCGAAUGCUUCCCAAUAUACCCUCCCUUACUCUGCAUCUGGGGCCUUUAAAUAUGAUGAUUACAUCGGUUGUAUCAAUGGCGGUUAUUGUACUCACUUUCAACACCCACCUAAACCCUGCCGGUCUGCUAGUCUUGAUCGUGCUCUAUGGCUUCUUCACUGGGGCCUUCUUCACGCUGCAGCCGACUAUUUUUGCGCGGCUCACUGAUGACCCUGGUCGUAUUGGUACAAGAACUGGGAUGGCGUCGACCGUUUGCAGCUUCGGGCUUUUGCUUGGCGCACCGUCUGCAGGGGCUUUGUGGAGAACAUUUGGUUUCCAUGCUAGCUGGGCCUGGAGUGGCGGUUCACUACUCUCAGGUGCGUUUGUGAUGGUUGCUAGCAGGUGUAUUGUAAGUAGGUGGAAACUAUUAGCAAAUGUAUAG
Molecule: messenger RNA, 1047 nt
Organism: Diaporthe batatas
Lineage: Eukaryota; Fungi; Ascomycota; Sordariomycetes; Diaporthales; Diaporthaceae
Exons: 6
Coding region: 1-1047 (348 amino acids)
Biological process (GO): transmembrane transport
Cellular component (GO): fungal-type vacuole membrane
Molecular function (GO): transmembrane transporter activity
Source: RefSeq, a predicted model, not a curated record